Molecule: messenger RNA, 1977 nt
Organism: Neurospora tetrasperma FGSC 2508
Lineage: Eukaryota; Fungi; Ascomycota; Sordariomycetes; Sordariales; Sordariaceae
Exons: 3
Coding region: 1-1977 (658 amino acids)
Molecular function (GO): oxidoreductase activity
Source: RefSeq, a predicted model, not a curated record
AUGACACUUCCUUCGCAACCCUUCACCUGCCUUUUGGGACAGGUGAAGAGUCCUCGCGAUAGACCUUCAGGUUCACCUCCAGCCGAACCGCUUACGGCUCUUUUCGACAAUAUCAACACCCAUCUUAUGAUGGAUUCCGACUCAGCUCUCGACUCCGAGGUUGAAGUCGACGUGGUCAUAGUCGGCGCUGGCCUAAGCGGCUUAAGAGCAGCUGUCGAACUGCACAAAGCAGGCCUCACAAUCGCUGUCCUCGAAGAGAGCAACCGUGCCGGUGGUCAGUGUUGCACAACUUUUUCUCGUCAUACGACCAGGAUCACGUUCAUAGGCGACACCCACACCGAGAUGCUCUCUCUAGCCAAGGACUUCAAGAUCGACCUCACCAAGCAGCACAAGGAGGGACUGGACCUCCAACAGCGUUAUGACGGUUUUCAAGACAGCCCCCAAGUUUCCGAAACCAUCCCGGCGCUUGAAACAGCCGUCUGGCCACCUGAAGAGUACCAACUUUCAUUCAGGUCACUGAUCGAAGACCCCGCAAUCCAGAAGUUCUACCGCCGCAUCUCCGAUCUCUCUGAAACCUGGCAUGGCCCCGACGCCUUGUUUCUCGACGCGGUCUCCUUCCUCGAGCUCGUGGAAGCUAAUUUCUUCCACAGCAAGGCGGUCCAUCAGGAAGCCCACUUUCUCACCAGUUAUCUCCUCAGCGCUGACCCCGCCCGCGUCUCGGCUCUCUACGUCCUCGACCACAUCGCCUCCGGCGGCGGGCUUGCCAACCUCUACUUCCACCCUGACUCCCCUGGAGGCGGCGCCCACCAUUUCCGCGUCCCACAGGGACCGCGAGCGUUCAUCACCAGCCUAGCCGACCUUCUUCCUGAGGGAUGCAUCCAUCUCUCCACCAUGGCCACCACAAUCACCCAACAAACCACCCCCAUCAGCAAGAUUUACUACCCCUUUCACCCAUGCAAAGUCGAAACCUCCCCUCCCUCCGAUAGCGACUCCACCGCGAGCACCACCACGAAAACCUUCUACGCCAAAAAGGUCCUCCUCGCCACACCCCCCGCAUUAUACUCCCCUUGUUGGUCCCACCUCCCCGAAGUCCUUACCUUCCACCCGCCUCUGCCUCCCCACAAGCUCGCCUCCAUCAACCGCCACAGCGGCCGCUACAAUAACUACGGCAUCUUCACCACGGUGACCUUUUACUUUUCCCAGCCCUGGUGGCGCGAGGCCGGGCUGUCGGGAUCCAUGGACUGCCGGGUUACUCGGGAUCUCGACGGGCCGAUUUCGUGGGUGAGAGACACGAGUGAGGAUAAAGGUGGUGGCAAGAUAAACACAAACAAGAAGGUGUGGAGUUUAACCUGCUGGUGCGCAGGCGAGAACGCGUAUGAAGUCUGGAAAUGGUAUGACAAGACCUACCCGGUGGAUGAUGAAAAGCCAGAGGAGAUUAAGGGUGGCUGGAAGGCGAGUCCGGUGUGGAUGCAUUUGCUGAGAGUGUUCAAGGAGCGGAUGGAUGCCCUGGAGAUGGAGAUUCCAUUGCCGAGGAAAGGGUCCUUAAAUUGGAAGGAGGAGGAGGAAAAAGAGAGGGAGAGAGAAGAAGGUGCGGGACCACCGAUUACGUACAAUGUGAGAUGGUGGAUGGGGAUGGGGGUUACGCCCCCGAGGGAAUUGCCGAGCGAUGGGGAAGAAUUGGAGGAGCUGUUGAGGACUUGGGAGUAUGAUGGGCCGGGAAAGGGAGAUGCGACGAUGAGAGACCCGUUCAGAAAUGUGCAUUUUGCGGGCACGGAGACGGCAGAGGAGUGGAGGGGUUUCAUGGAGGGAGCGGCGAGGAGUGGGUUGAGGGGAGCGAAGGAGAUUAUUCAGGCGUUGAAGAAGAGAAACUUCAAGGACGGAGAGGAACGCUGGAUCUUGGAAAUGAAGUUUGCUGUUGCGAACUCGGGCUGGAAACCGCCGACUCCGCAUCCUGGCACCACCGGAAAUGCGGGGUAG